Messenger RNA from Sphenostylis stenocarpa, 348 nucleotides. Lineage: Eukaryota; Viridiplantae; Streptophyta; Magnoliopsida; Fabales; Fabaceae. The record is from the annotation of a GenBank genome assembly.
AUGAGGGACUUGAAGGGUACUGUGGCAGUACUGAUGUUUGUGCUGGCAUCAGAGGUGUUGAUUUUGGGGGCUGAUGGAGCUGGAGAGUGUGGAAAGACCCCUAUAGGAUCUGCAGCUGCUAGUCUUAGCCCUUGCCUGAGUGCUGUAAGCAAUGUGAAGGCAAAGGUUCCUUUGACUUGUUGUGCCAGAGUUGCUGCUCUGCUCAGCACUGCUCCAAGAUGCCUCUGUGCUGUUCUGUUGUCUCCUCUGGCCAAGCAAGCUAAGAUCAACCUUGCCACUGCCAUCACCAUUCCAAAGAGAUGCAACAUCAAGAACCGUCCUGCAGGAAAGAAAUGUGGAAGUAAGUAA